Molecule: messenger RNA, 1506 nt
Organism: Ahaetulla prasina
Lineage: Eukaryota; Metazoa; Chordata; Lepidosauria; Squamata; Colubridae
Gene: BEND4
Product: BEN domain containing 4
Exons: 4
Coding region: 1-1506 (501 amino acids)
Molecular function (GO): DNA binding
Source: RefSeq, a predicted model, not a curated record
AUGCUGAGCGAGGAGGCCAUGCAGGCGGCGGUGGAGGAAGGGGGGGCCAAGCUCUACAAGACCCCCCCGCAGCAGCAGCAAGCCCCGCAGCAGCGCAGCCCCUACAGCGCGCUCAAGACCUUCCCCGGGGGGCGUCGGCCGGCGCUGAGCAAGCGCUACGAGCGGCCCACCAUGGUGGAGAUCCCGCAGGUGCGGGGGCCCGUCGGCCACUUCCAACCGCAGCCCCUGCCGGCCGUCGCCUCCUCUUCCUCGGCGCUGGGCGAGCCUCCCCCGCUGCCCUACCCGGCUCCGGCCCCCUUCCGCGCUUCCCACGGACCCCAGGCGCGGAGUUCGGCCCCGCAACUGGGAGCCCAGGCGCCGGCUGCGGCUGCUGCUGCUGCCGCCGCCGCCGCCCCCUCCUCUUCCUCCUCCUCUUCUUCUUCCUCCUCCUCCUCUUCCUCGUCGGCCAGGUACGGCCAGCAUCACCACCACCACCACCACCAUCACCACCAGGGGGCGCCAAGCAGCAGCACCGGCGAAGGGGCUCUGGAGCUGAGCGCAGAGAGUCGUUUGAUCUUGGAUGCUUUUGCUCAGCAGUGCAGCCGAGUCCUUAGCCUGUUAAACUGCGGCGGGAAACUCCUGGACAACCAUCGUCCUCCUCCUCCUCCGCUGCCUUCCUGCGUGAAGCAAGAAAGCCAGGCUUUCAAUGAGAGACCCGAGCACUGCCAGCUUGGGAAGAUGGUGCACAGCCAAGCCUCCGAAAACUUCGACUUCGAAUUGCAGUACAUGCAGAAGAAGCAGCAGACCUCGGCUUUCUUGCGGGUGUUCACCGAUUCGCUCCAGAACUAUUUGCUUUCCGGAGGUUUCGCCGCGCAAAACCACGCCUCCUCGGCUGGGGAUUUUGGUCCUUUGGCCGACAUGGAGCCGCUGUCCACUUCUCCGGCGCACACCUUGGGGGGAUGGGCUUCCCCCGCGACUUCGGAGUCCCACGGACACCCGUCUUCUUCCACGCUCCCCGAGGAGGAGGAGGAAGAGGAGGAAGGCUACUGCCCUCGGUGCCAAGAGUUGGAGCAGGAGGUCAUUUCGUUGCAACAAGAGAACGAAGAACUGCGGAGAAAGUUGGAGAGCAUUCCGGUGCCCUGCCAAACUGUUUUGGACUAUUUGAAGAUGGUCCUUCAGCAUCAUAAUCAACUCAUGAUGCCGCAGACGGUGGAGCAGCCGGCAGAGGGGAGCAAGCAAUUGCUGAACAAUUACCCCGUCUUCAUCACUAGCAAACAGUGGGACGAGGCCGUCAACUCUUCCAAGAAAGACGGGCGGCGUCUCCUUCGGUACCUCAUCAGAUUUGUCUUCACCACCGAUGAGCUUAAGUACUCGUGCGGCCUUGGAAAACGAAAAAGGUCAGUGCAGUCAGGAGACACUGGUCCUGAAAGACGCCCUCUGGAUCCAGUGAAAGUAACAUGUCUCAGAGGUACUGCAUGUUUUCACUCAACGUCCACCACCAUGCACAAUCUCAUUUCACCCCAUUAG